Messenger RNA from Engraulis encrasicolus (European anchovy), 674 nucleotides. It is a transcript of the gene cox7a2l, whose product is annotated as cytochrome c oxidase subunit 7A-related protein, mitochondrial. NCBI's taxonomy places the organism in Eukaryota, Metazoa, Chordata, Actinopteri, Clupeiformes, Engraulidae. Gene Ontology annotation, biological process: mitochondrial respirasome assembly; mitochondrial electron transport, cytochrome c to oxygen; regulation of oxidative phosphorylation. The transcript is spliced from 3 exons. Bases 127 to 477 code for a protein of 116 amino acids. The record is from RefSeq and is a predicted model, not a curated record.
CCUAAUCGCGUCAUUUCCGGAAGUAAGGGUCCUCUCCAGACACCCGGCGUUGCACAAGCUCACAGCAGUCUCAGGGAGACGCAAUUUGAUUCCCUUUGCAUUCGACACAAAUAUCUGUCGCUGAAAAUGUCGUAUUACAAAGUAAGUGGCAUCACGGGGAAACUAACAGGAGCAACGCCGGCCGCCUAUGCCCCUCAGGGGCUGAAGCCAACGGUCCCGGCGGAGCCCACACCAAUUAUCUUUUCCACCCCUACCAAAGUGGUGUCUGAAACGGCUACCCCUGUGCAAUAUAUGGGUGUCAACAAAGUUCCAGAGCUGCAAAAGAUCUACCAGAAAUCCGAUGGUAUUCCAAUUCACCUGAAGCGUGGUCUCAUGGACAAGCUGCUGUACCGGACCACCAUGGGCCUGACGAUAGGAGGGACCCUCUACUGCCUCAUGGCCCUUUACAUCGCAGCACAGCCCAGGAAACCACAGUGAAGAAGCCCCUUCCUCUACCCACCCACUUAAGGCCCCCAAAAUCCUUUCAGAACAUCGUUUUUAUCCCAACAUCUCUUUCUGCCUACCCCCUCUUCAUCAUUCAGAUCAGUCAUGGAGGUGGGCCGGUGCUUUGGACAGUGUUUAUUACAGCUACCGUCACACUGAAGAAAAGUAAAAGAGAUCUGUCACUUCGCUAA